CCCCGCCGCCACCACCCCAGCCCUACCCCUGACCACCCUCCCUUACCGCCCCAGGAGAGCGAGGACCUGGAGAAGCAGAACGCGGCACUGCGCAAGGAGAUCCAGCAGCUGACGGAGGAGAUGAAGUACUUCACGUCUCUGCUGAGCAAUCACGAGCCACUGUGCUCUGCUCUGGGCCCUGCCACCGACCUGUACAGCGCUCACGCCUUCCACCAGCCACACGGCUCCCCGCGCUUCCAGCCGUGACCACUGGGGGAGCCAGCGCCCAGCCUUCCACCAGUUACACGGCUCCCCGUGCCUCCAGAUGUGACCACUGGUUGGAGCCAGCGCCCAGUCUUGCACCAGCUACAUGGCUCCCCGCACUUCCAGCCGUGACCACUGGGGAAGCCAGCGCUCACACCUUCCACCAGCUACACGGCUCCCUGAGCUUCCAGCUGUGACCACUGGGGGGAGCCAGCACUCACACCUUCCACCAGCUACACAACUCCCCGCACUUCCUCCUCUGACUGCUGGGUGGCAAGGACUGUCAACCUGCAGCCGCAACCCAGCAACAUGCUGCCUGGGGACUCCUGGGGGAGGGGGAACACGCCACCUGGGUACUAAGGGGUGGGGGGGACAGGAAGCACCAUCCCAUCUCGAGGGAGGGUACAGGAGGGCCUACUUUUCUAAAUAAAAGUCUGAACCGA
This is a messenger RNA of Erinaceus europaeus (western European hedgehog), 686 nucleotides long. It is a transcript of the gene BATF, whose product is annotated as basic leucine zipper ATF-like transcription factor. Gene Ontology annotation, cellular component: nucleus. Gene Ontology annotation, biological process: regulation of transcription by RNA polymerase II. Gene Ontology annotation, molecular function: DNA-binding transcription factor activity, RNA polymerase II-specific; RNA polymerase II cis-regulatory region sequence-specific DNA binding. The transcript has a single exon. The annotation marks the transcript as partial. Lineage: Eukaryota; Metazoa; Chordata; Mammalia; Eulipotyphla; Erinaceidae. The record is from RefSeq and is a predicted model, not a curated record.